AUGGCAGCAGAAAGCGGUGUAAAAGUGCCUAGGAUCAAGCUGGGUUCGCAGGGACUGGAAGUGUCUGCGCAAGGACUCGGAUGCAUGACCAUGACGUUCGCAGUCUACGGGCCUGUGAAGCCUGAGCCCGACAUGAUAAAGAUCAUUCACCAUGCGAUCGACUCCGGCAUCACCUUCCUUGACACCUCCGACAUCUACGGACCCUACACCAAUGAAAUCUUCCUCGGCAAGGCUUUAAAGGAUGGGAUGAGGGAGAAAGUAGAGUUGGCUACAAAAUUUGGGAGGAGAAUUGUUGAUGGACAGCGAGACAUAUGUGGAGACCCUGCCUAUGUACGUGCUGCUUGUGAGGCCAGCUUGAAGCGUCUGGAUAUUGAUUGCAUUGAUCUUUAUUACCAACAUCGCACCGAUACGCGCGUGCCUAUUGAAGUCACAAUGGGAGAAGUAAAGAAGCUGGUGGAGGAAGGCAAAGUAAAAUAUAUAGGUCUGUCAGAGGCCUCAGCUUCAACAAUCAGAAGAGCACAUGCUGUUCAUCCAGUAACAGCUGUGCAGUUGGAAUGGUCUUUGUGGUCCAGGGGCGUGGAGGUAGAAAUAAUUCCCACUUGCAGAGAACUUGGCAUUGGGAUAGUAGCAUAUAGUCCUCUUGGACGGGGAUUCUUCUCCUCUGGUCCAAAACUGGUUGAAACUUUCAGUGAAGGGGACAGACGAAAGGAGCUACCAAGAUUCCAACCAGAUAAUCUGGAGCACAAUAAGAGCUUGUUUGAGAGGGUGAAUGAUAUGGCAAAUAGAAAGGGAUGCACCCCUUCACAGCUAGCUUUGGCCUGGGUACAUCAAGGAAAUGAUGUUUGUCCAAUACCUGGUACCACUAAACUCGUGAAUCUUAAUGAAAACAUCGGAGCAUUGUUUGUGAAACUGACAGAAGAAGACAUGGCUGAGCUUGAAUUGAUUGCUUUAGCUGUCAAGGGAAAUAGAUCUACGCCUGCUAUGAAAACAUGGGAAACUUCAGACACUCCUCCUCUGUCAACUUGGAAAGCAACUGCAUGA
Fraxinus pennsylvanica is the source of this 1041-nucleotide messenger RNA. Lineage: Eukaryota; Viridiplantae; Streptophyta; Magnoliopsida; Lamiales; Oleaceae. The record is from the annotation of a GenBank genome assembly.